Spirometra erinaceieuropaei is the source of this 432-nucleotide messenger RNA. The record is from the annotation of a GenBank genome assembly. Lineage: Eukaryota; Metazoa; Platyhelminthes; Cestoda; Diphyllobothriidea; Diphyllobothriidae.
AUGUCCCGUGUCCCAAGUACUGGGCCAAACAGGGAUGGACGGGACAAUGACCCAAUCCACGAGGUUGUUUCUCUCUUAUUUCCAACACAAAUGAUUAAUCAUACUGGGAGUUUUUGUCGGACAGAUAGCGUGGGUACGCUGCUUGUGUAGAUCAGUCUGCAAACAAUUUACAAAAAACCGCCUCCGUUUAUUUGUUUUCGCAGGAGUGUGACGGACCGGACCAACUGCUGGACUACCCAGUUGUUUGCCUCAACGUAUGGACAGGAGUGGAUGACCGUCAAACGGUAAGCAUGGAUUGGAAAUUCGACAAUCAACCUGGCGUUGACCCAGCAGCAGCAGCAGCAGCAGCAGCAGCAGCAGCAGCAGCAGCAGCAGCAGCAGCAGCAGCAGCAGCAGCAGCAGCAGCAGCAGCAGCAGCAGCAGCAGCAGUAA